Molecule: messenger RNA, 4107 nt
Organism: Pangasianodon hypophthalmus (striped catfish)
Lineage: Eukaryota; Metazoa; Chordata; Actinopteri; Siluriformes; Pangasiidae
Gene: edil3a
Product: EGF-like repeats and discoidin I-like domains 3a
Exons: 10
Coding region: 456-1763 (435 amino acids)
Molecular function (GO): calcium ion binding
Source: RefSeq, a predicted model, not a curated record
UUUAAAUCAGACACACAGCGCCGCUGCUCGAGCGCACCGGUGCGUCUUCUCUUCCGCUCUCGCGCUGGUUCUCAGUUUAAACCGCUCGCGUCCAGUCUCGCGCGCUCAGAGUCUCCGUUCUCGCGGAGGAGCGGGCAAGCCUCAAACAGCCCGGGCUCGUCUGUUAUUUAUUAUUAUUAUUAUUUUAAAAAGAGAAAAUCUCCUUCUCCGCUCUUCACACCUGUUUUUUUUUCAGGAGAGAGAGAAACAUAGAGAGAGAGAGAGAGAGAGAGAGAGAGAGAGGGUGGGCUUUAACGGACACCUGCCUGAGGUGAUACACACUUUGAAUUAGAACUCCGAGGAGGAACCGAUUUAAGUUUUCUCAUCUCCGUCUGUCUCGGGCUCGUGACUCUGUGGGACGUUAUUUAUUUGUUUAUUUAUCCAUUUAUUUAUUUUUUCUUUUGGUCACUGUUAAAAUGGGACCGGUUCUUGUCUCCUUCGUCCUCUGCGCGAGUCUUGUUGUCCCGCAUCUCGCGAAAGCAGCAGAGGGGAAAGAUCCACCUUCAGGACCCUGCCACCCGAACCCCUGCCACAACGGAGGCACGUGUGAAAUCAGCGAGACCUACAGGGGCGACACGUUCAUCGGUUAUGUCUGCAAGUGUGCGCCUGGCUUUAACGGCAUCCACUGCCAGCACAAUGUCAAUGAAUGUGAAAGGGAUCCGUGUAAAAAUGGAGGGAUCUGUACGGAUUUGGUGGCCAACUAUUCCUGUGAAUGUCCAGGAGAAUACAUGGGAAGAAACUGUCAGUAUAAAUGUUCCGGCCCACUCGGUAUGGAAGGAGGCAUCAUCUCCAACCAGCAGAUCACCGCCUCCUCCACCCACCGUGCUCUCUUCGGUCUGCAGAAGUGGUACCCCUACUUCGCCCGACUCAACAAAAAGGGACUGGUGAACGCCUGGACGGCUGCCGAAAAUGACAGAUGGCCCUGGAUCCAGAUAAACCUGCAGAGAAAGAUGCGGGUCACAGGCCUGAUAACCCAGGGGGCCAAGCGGAUUGGGAGCCCUGAGUACGUCAAGUCAUACAAAGUGGCCUCCAGCGACGACGGAAAGACAUGGAGGACAUACAAAGUCAAGGGCACGGACGAGGAUAUGAUAUUCCGGGGUAACAUCGAUAACAACACUCCCUCGGCCAACUCGUUCACUCCCCCUAUCGAGGCUCAGUAUGUGAGGAUCUACCCACAAGUCUGCAGGAGACACUGCACUCUGCGCAUGGAGCUCCUGGGCUGUGAACUCACAGGAUGCUCAGAGCCUCUGGGGCUGAAGUCUGGCCACAUACAGGACUACCAGAUCACAGCAUCCAGCACUUUCCGAACCCUCAACAUGGACAUGUUUACCUGGGAGCCCAGCAAAGCCCGUCUGGACAAGCAGGGAAAGGUCAAUGCCUGGACGGCUGGGCAUAGUGAUCAGUCUCAGUGGCUACAGGUGGACAUGCUUGUGCCGACCAAAAUUACAGGUAUCAUUACCCAGGGGGCGAAAGAUUUUGGCCACGUGCAGUUUGUGGGGUCAUAUAAGCUUGCUUUCAGCAAUGAUGGAGAAAGGUGGCACAUAUAUCAGGAUGAAAAACAGAAGAAAGAUAAGGUAUUUCAAGGAAACUUUGAUAACGACACACACAGGAAAAACGUGAUUGAUCCUCCCAUCUUUGCCCGCUUCAUCCGGAUCCUUCCAUGGUCAUGGUAUGGGAGGAUCACUCUGCGUGCAGAAGUACUCGGAUGCACAGAGGAAGAGUAAAAAUCCCCAGAUCCCACUUUUUUCUUGCUUGGUACACUUCAGUGCCACUUUCAGAUUCAAUAUAAACUUUGCUCGAGCUGUAUAGAGGAUAUCAAUUUCCAAUAGAGUUUGCUUUUUGUUUUUCCUUCAAAAUGGUUUGGAAAAAAGAAAGAUAUUGGGGGAAGUGGUUGCUGUUUUAUGUUUUGUACGCUAAAUUCUGACCCUAACAUUAUGUUUGUCUUCUUAAUUUCCUGUGCUUGGGGUCAUUUGCUUCAAGUUCAAGAUUUUGCCCUAUGUUUAUAGAGUCUUGUAAUUUCUGACAGGAUUAUGGGAUUUAGCUUGGGUUUAUUUCACUGUGGCUAAAGCAGUGGGAUGUUAGCCACCCAGUGGGAUGUUAGUGGGACGGUGUCACUUUUAAACAAACACUAAAAAAAAAAACAAAUUGAUAUACUAUGCUUCAUGGACCAUAAUCAAAAGGCUAUAACUCAUAACUAAAACAAAAUUGAUAAGAUGUUUAAAGCACCACUACUAUAGUAGUAGAAUUUAUGUUUCCUGCUUUCUUUUUUUAUUUUAACACCUUAUCAAAACUACAAUUACAUAAUACACUGAUGUUGUGUAGAGGAAAUAUGAUGCUCUUGUAUUAUAUAUUAAACACUGAAUUACUGCAUGGUGCAUAAAUUAUACUAGAAAUGUUAGGCAUCUAAUUCCCUUAACAUUGUAUUUUUGCUCCAUAUUAAACAUUUAUCACUUAAAUUAAUCACUUUGAAUCUGUUUUUACUUGCAUUUCUAAAAAAAAACACAUUUAUACCAAUAAAUACAAAUAUUGCAUAAGUUAAGAAAUAGAAAUUAUGAAAUUAGUAUUAGAAGUGUGGCAUAAAUGUAGCUCUUGCUAAAUUUUUCACAGAUUCAUUGAUGAUUGGAUUUAUUAAUACUAAAGUGCACUUCCAACGCAAAGCUACACUUGUAGGCUUGUCACACAGUCUAGUUGCACCAAGCCACUCUCGCACAAAUGCCACAGGAAUUUUAAUGUGCAAGAGAGAUUUAAUUGGAUAUUAUAUUCAAAAACUCUUUUUAAAAAAGUGUUGCUUGCUAACCCUCAAAACUCUGCCACUCAUAACUUUUUAUAGCUCGUGCAAAUUCUUACAGAUGUGCAAUUCUGUGAAAUUUUGUUUGUUUGAUACCUAAAAGACAGGCUAUAGAAUGUUUUCAACUGGGAAAUGUUCAGGAGGAUUUGCAGUCCUGGGCUAUCUAUAAUCUCAGUUGUAUUUACUUUGUUGCUGUUAAAAUGUGCUACUAACUUCUAUUUGUAUGUCUACUUUAUUGCCUGGUUAUUUCUUUUUUGUUGCAUUGCUCAGCUUUACUACUGUAUUUUUUCCAUUAAUGUAAAAUCCUCAGGUUAGAAGUCACAAGUCACCCCUUGGCAAAUAGAUAUUCAUCCAGUAUCUAAAAUGAGAAUAAAAAUGUGCACCCAAACUUAAACCAUCAAUGUACAAUCUAAUAUACUAUAAACAUUAUGAAGAGUUAUACAUAGAGUAUGUUUAUACAGCAUUCUUUGGAAUGUACAGUGAUGCCCAUUGGAUUGUCACUGGAAAUUCAUAAAUUUGUUUGUUCGUCUGUCUUGGGAAUUAAUGAAUUCAGGUUUAUAAUGGGGUAACUGGAAAGGGUUAAACUAAUGUCUAUCCUUAAAAUCAUCGGUUUUUCUUGAAUGCUGAAGAGGAGUGGAUAUCCCUUUUAAAGCAGGGGAAAAGGGCCACUGAGCCAUGUAAUGUAUCAUAAUAAUAUCUAAAACCAUUCAUCAUUGAUCAUUUGUACAACUUUGAAUGUGAUGUGUAAAACAAAAAAAACAAAAAAAACAAAAAAAAGAAGAAAAAAAAUCCAUUAACAAUGUUUAUUCACAGUAUGGUGACAUGAAACGUAAUCAUCAUGUACACGUAACAUAUUUUCUAACAGAUGAAUGUUGCAAGAAGUCAUAUUUGUAUUUGAUUUAUUCUGAUUUAUUAACAUCUGUAUGGAGUUAUUGAUAUAGUAAGCCUUGUCUAACAUUGCCCUGUGUUGCUGCUAACACAGGCUGUCCUGUUCAAAUGACUUGUGUGCACAUUGUAACAGUUUUUUGUACUUCUUGGGGGCUAACAGUCAAAGAAGAUAAAAACCUUGAAAAAAUGUCCAUAGGCACAUUUUUUUAAAUAAUAUAUAUACUGGUGAGUUCAAUAGUCCGGUAUUUCCAUUUUAUGUGCUGUGAAUAGUGAUGUGUAAAGCUGAUAUCAGGAUAUCCCUGUGGGCCACACAUCAAUUAUUAUUAUUAUUUUUUUGCUUCGUUUUGUGUUUUUACCUGACAACUUUUGCAAAUAAAUAAAUGUCACCCCCA